GCUAGCGAAGGACAAGCACUCGGUGGUGUUGCUUCACUCGUGAGAAAGCUCCUUCGGGACGUUGUUGUGGUGGACAAUGUUUACAUCGAAAGGCGUGUUUAAUAACUCUGUUGAAAUGUUUUCUGCAGUUUUGUUACUGAUCCUUGGCUUGCAUGGAGGAGCCUCAGCCAUGACAUGCAGCAGGGAGGGUUUUUUUGGUCAAACAGAAUAUAUGACCUGCCCCCAGAAAGAAGGCUCACCUAAUGAGUAUUGUUGUGGUACAAAGGAAAAUCGAUAUUGCUGUGACACACCGUUUGGAAUUGAUGAAGAAAUUCUGAAAGAAUUUGCUAACAGACUUCCUGUGAUCCUUGGCGUCAUUGGAGUUCUCAUCUUCGGUCUGAUUGUGCUGUGCAUUGUCUGCUGCUGCUGCUGCCCCUUCUGCCUCCUCCACAAGCGCCGAAACCGUGGGGCUGUUCAUCAACCAGGAAAUGCUGAAGCUUCUGGGAUGCUGCAGCCUGCACCUCAGGGAUAUCCACAGCAGCAGGGAUAUCUACCACAACAAGGAUACCCUAUGCAGCCAACUUACCCAACACAACAGGGUUACCCGCCACAGCAAGGAUAUCCACCGCAGCAAGGCUACCCUCCACAGCAGGGAUACCCACCUCAACAGCCAUAUCCAGCACAGCCAAGUUACCCAGCUGACCAGCCACCUCCCUACUCAGAGAAGCAGCUAGCAUAUAACCCUAAUUACCAACAGUGAUAUUCUUCAGCAGCAAGAGACAACAUGAUCUGUGUGUUCCAAACUGUUCUCUACAAUUAUUCUUUGUAUCUGUGUUGUAUUGCAUACUGAAUAUUAGAUGUGUAAUCUCCAUGUCAAGUGUACUGUUUGCUGUUAGCUCCUAUAGCAAUAUGACUGUCAGUAAUUAGAUUUUUUGAUAUUUAGAAUGAAUUACUUUUAUUAAUGAGAGUCCUAAUAUCAAAUUUACAGUAAAAAUCUCUGUGAUUGUAUAAAGCUUUAGCAUUAGAAAAUAAGGGGAAUAUUUUAUUGCUUUUACUUAGGAUCAGACAAAAAAAAUUGGGACUUUUUUUUAACAUACUGCAAGCAGAUUGACACUAAAGGGAAGAAUAGGCUGGAGGUAGUACUAU
Molecule: messenger RNA, 1125 nt
Organism: Penaeus monodon (black tiger shrimp)
Lineage: Eukaryota; Metazoa; Arthropoda; Malacostraca; Decapoda; Penaeidae
Product: protein shisa-5-like
Source: RefSeq, a predicted model, not a curated record